Molecule: messenger RNA, 678 nt
Organism: Sphaerulina musiva SO2202
Lineage: Eukaryota; Fungi; Ascomycota; Dothideomycetes; Mycosphaerellales; Mycosphaerellaceae
Exons: 2
Coding region: 1-678 (225 amino acids)
Source: RefSeq, a predicted model, not a curated record
AUGGCGUUCCACGUCAAGAGGACAAGAACUGUCGAACAGAAACCUCUGAAGCAAUACAACGGUAUACGAUCUACUAUCUGGGCUCCUCCUGAGCCCGGUAAGUCCGUCCGCGAGAUACAGACGACGCAUAGGCCCAUUGACUUGCAGAAAAUACCUGACAAGCUCAACUACCUGACACCCCCGCUCCACUGGCACUGGUACCAAGACGAGUUUUUUCACAUCAGAGAAGGCCGUUUCAUCUUCACCCUCGAAGGUCAAAACAUGACUAUAUCUGCCUCUGACCCGCAGCCGAUUCGCGUACCAGCCGGCGCUCGUCAUACGUUCAGAGUAGAUGACACUCACGCAGGACCAUGCACGAUGGAGAUCUCCGCCCCUGUUUUGCCCCGAUCGCCCACGAGCUCACCCGAAGCAGAGGGUGUGAGCGAGAGGUUCUUCCGCAACCUCUACUCCUACUUGGACGAUUGCUAUGUGCAAGGUGCCAGUCCUAGCUUGUUCCAAUUGCUCAUCUUCUUGGACUCUGCCGAAACAUCUUUGGCUUUUCCUGGGCCUGGUUGGCUUGUCAGACCUGCGAGUUGGCUGCUGGGCGUCGUGCUGGGAAGGUGGAUCGGUGGCUUCAUUCUGGGAUACCGGGCCAGCUAUGAGGAGUACUGGAAGGAUUCUGAGCUGAAGGAAGACUGA